Molecule: messenger RNA, 1930 nt
Organism: Drosophila grimshawi
Lineage: Eukaryota; Metazoa; Arthropoda; Insecta; Diptera; Drosophilidae
Product: nudC domain-containing protein 1
Exons: 2
Coding region: 112-1854 (580 amino acids)
Source: RefSeq, a predicted model, not a curated record
GUUUUGCAACACUGCACUGGCAAAAUUGAAAUUCGAGCAACUUUGUGUUUGUAUUCGUAAAACUAUUUAUUUAAAAUUUAUCUGCUUUAGUAAGGUGGAAAUCGGAGCAGCAUGUCGACGGUGGUGGACCUUAAUGUUGACCGCAACCUGCUCUGUCCCAAAUUCGAUGGCUACAAACUCUCCUUCGAUGCGGUGCCGGUGCUGCGACAAAGCUUCGAUCGCGAUCCGUUUCGAUUGAAGCCGCACGCAAAUCAAUACUCGUUGCUGCACGUUGAGCUCUUCGCCCGCCACAAUUUGCUGCAGAGCGAUCCGUGGGCGCGUCACAGCAGCUACUACGUCAACGAUUGCCAUCAGAUCGUACUGUGCUCAUACGAUGAGCUCCAUGGGCAGCCGCGUGAGCAGCGCAUCGUUUACACGCUGCAGCGUGAGAAUCAUGGCGAUGGCUUCGCGCAUCUUGCCGGCGAUUACAAUUAUACGCUGCGCUUCAUCUCGGAGAAGUAUUGUGUGCUGUGCGAUGGUAUGCUGGCGCUGCACCUGCUCGAGACUGGAGAUCGCAGGCGUGACUCGUCCACGUGGCAAUUGGUGAGCAUGGCGCCCAUUAAUGUGGCUGACCAGCAACGGGGAUUUGUACUCUUGGAUGCUCGUUUGGAUAUGAUGCAUGAGCGCAAACAAAUCUCCAUUGCGGCGGGUCAUGUACAGCGUAUGGAAUCGGGUCAUGCAUGGCAGCUGAUCUGGUCACGUUGGACACUGGACGCAUUGCCCGAUUCGACAUGGAUGUACAACAUUUGCGAGCGACUGCAGACGACGGGUUCCCUUUACUAUUGUGCCUUUGAGCCGCGUGCCGAAUCCUUGGUGCUCUGCUCCAAUCACGAAAUCCAAACAAAAGCCGAAGCGGAAGCCGUUGCUGCCCGGCUUUUGAGGCAGGAGAAAGGUGUAGACGGAGCCGAAACUGCAUACAGCUGGUCGCAGACCAACGAUGAUAUCGUUGUCCGCUUCCCCCUACCCAGCAACGUCAAUCGCAAUGAUUUACACAUACAGUGCACACAGGAUCAUGUCUUGGUGGAGAUGCAGGAACAGGCGGCGCUGCUCGAUGGGGGCCUCUUUGCCAGCGUGGCGGAGGAGCUGACCACGUGGACGGUGGAGGGGCAGUCGUUGCAAUUGACGCUCGUCAAGCGAGUGGAGCAGCUUUGGCCACAACUUUUGCUAGACGCCGAACCGGCGACUCUGCCAGCUGAGCAGCAUCCGGCGGCGACAGAAGAAUCGUCGGACUCAGACUCGGAGCCAGCUCAGCUCCCCAUACCGAAUCUGGAGGAUCCUAUUGAAGAAUGCGAUUUUCCGCUGGGCGACAGCGACGCUGACAUUAAAAUGGUUCGAUUCAACUUAUCCGCCUCAAGGAUAACGCACACAAUAUUAUUGGGGGCAGCGCCUCCGUUGUUUGCGACCACGUUGCGCGCCGGCUAUCCGGCGGCAUUUGCGACACGUCAGGGUGUGGAUGCAUCGAUCUGGCUGCAACAAUUUCAGCCGGCACGACCGGACGAGUGGGGUGUGCGGCACGAGGGGAAUCUGCAUGCGUUUGGCUAUGUGCAGGCAUCGAAGAGGAAGCGCAAAUUCAUCGACUGCUGCCCGGAACUGGACUAUGCGGUCAUAACGGAGGACUAUCGCCAUGUGUAUAUCUAUAAGCCGCGCUACGAUUCCGCCGGAGGCCUUCGCAAUCGAAACGGGCCGCAGGUGGUCAUCGGCAAGCAGAAUUUAGUCACACUCGACCAUGAUGUGGGCGAGGUGAUGGGCUUGGCCACAGCUCCGAAUGUCAUCACUAUUCUCACCGAAAAUGCUUUACUCUAUUUACAAGUAUAGAACAUGUGAUUCCAACAGCUGCGUUUUUCCUCUUUUUUUUUUUGUUUGUUUCAAAUACAUUCAAUGUAAAAGUCAA